Exophiala viscosa is the source of this 940-nucleotide messenger RNA. RefSeq lists its product as uncharacterized. The record is from RefSeq and is a predicted model, not a curated record. The transcript has a single exon. Lineage: Eukaryota; Fungi; Ascomycota; Eurotiomycetes; Chaetothyriales; Herpotrichiellaceae. The coding region runs from base 164 to 742 and encodes 192 amino acids.
GGACCGCGGGUGUGACUGUUCAGGACCAGACCUAUCGCAGUCCGCGUUCGCCAGUUCUUAAUCCGAUUAUUGAGCACUAUAAGAGACGUUCAAAGUUGCGACGACCUUCUUGAUACCGAUCGCCUUACCUGCGGUCUGCCAGAUCGCCAGAUCGUCAGACAUCAUGCCUACUAAUCGACCCUUCUUCGCCAACUUCUUCUCCGCGUUUCGAGCCCGAACAAAUCCUACAUUUCAAGCAAAAUCGAGUCCUACAUAUGACGCGGUUUCACCAGGCUCGCUUGUGGCCGCUGCUCAUGUCUCUACCACAACCGCCACGGUGACCUCGUCGGGUACGAGAACGAUCACGACGAAAGCGACGGGAGAUAACUCGGCUUCAUCACAACCAGCACAAAGUAAACCCUCCACCACGUCACCUCUACCAUUCUCCUCCAACACCAACACACAUCGAUAUGUUCCACCUCUGUCGAGAUCACCGGGACCGAGCUCACCUGGUGGACCUCAUUCACAUAAUGCCAACCUAUCCAUGUCACCUCCUGGCGCGUCUACACCUUUAACAAGAGGUCGACAACGGAGAGGAAGCGAUAGUUCCAAUUCUUCGGGCGGAUUUAUUGACGCGUUGGGACCAGAGAAGUGGUACAUCGGCGGCCGUAAUGCCGGAGGUGAAGAGACAUUCUACAAACUGGGCUUGGUGACCUCUGGCACGGGCAAAAGGGUACGCAGUCUAGAUCGACUCAGUCUAUGAGGGUCAUAUCAGGCAUUAAUGAUGGGGCGAGGGUAAGAUUUGGUUCAGAAAGCCGACUUCAGGCCGGGUCUAUAACACCACGGAAAAGUCGCAAUCCAAGCGAUGAUUAUGACCAACAUGGGAUUUCUUUGCAAACUUGUCACUCGGAAUAGUACUGGCGAAAACCCUGCGGGUAUGUUGCCUGCCGGACUGGGCAUG